UACACGGAACUCAGUCACACACACAGAGAGAGAGAGACCCGAACUCUCUCACAGAUGAGUUUAUCUGGGUCUUUGACACGAGCAGAUAAAGAAAAUAAGGGCAUUACUUCAGUAGUUGUGGAUCUUCGGAGGACUGUGUGAUAUUAUGGGUCUGUGGACUCGAACAUCUGCUCUUCUGUGCUGCUUCUGUCUUCUGCAGGUGCAGAGUUUCACCCUCAUAAGGACCAACCUGUGUAAGUGGUGUGAUCACUCCAGUCCUGUGUGUGAAGACAACGUCUGCAUGAGCAACUGCAGUCUGACCUCUUACUGCAAUCUGGCUGAAGAAGUGUGUGUAGCCAUAUGGAAGAAAGACAAUGUGAGCGUGAGUGUGCAGACGCUAUGUUAUAACCCCCAGGAUAUGCUGGAGAACAUAAUGCUGGCGAACUACUCGUCCAAAGAGUGUCUGAUGAGCCCUCAUCCGUCUGAAGAUGGCCUGCUCUUCAUUUGCAGUUGUGCUGGAGAUCAUGAGUGUAACGACAGGCUCAUCUUUGAUAAAGGACCCAAUGGAUUCUCCAAGCUGAAGUCGAAAGACGUGAUUCCAGUCGUGGUCAUAAGCUUGGUUCCUCCCCUCCUUGUGGCAGUCAUUGCGACCAUGGCUUUUUACCUGUACCGCACACGUCAGCCAGGCAAGAAGCCCAAAGAAUGGGGACCACGACGGACCCAUUACCAGUCUCUGGAUCCAGCCGAGGGCCAAGCCAAUGGCAGCGACUACCGUGGCAAGCGGCCAUCCCUCAGCGAUGACGUCAAUUCAGAAAUGUCAUCGACUUGUGCCAAUAAUCUAAACCACAACACGGAGCAGCUGCCCAUCCAGCUGGAGGCGCUGGUGGGUAAAGGGCGCUUUGCGGAGGUAUGGCGGGCACGGCUUAGUCAUAAUGAGAGCGGGCAGUAUGAAACUGUGGCUGUGAAGAUCUUUCCAGCGGUGGAGUAUUCCUCAUGGUGCAAUGAACGAGCCAUAUUCUCUGAUGCCAACUUGAAACAUGAGAAUGUAGUGCAGUUUCUGACGGCUGAGGAGCGGGGCGGUAUGUCUGCCACCUCCCCGAGGCAAUACUGGCUCAUCAUGGCCUAUUAUAACAUGGGCAACCUUCAGGACUUUCUGGUGGGUCAUAUUCUGACGUGGGCAGAACUGUGUUCGCUGGCAGGCUCUGUGGCGAGAGGACUGGCACACCUGCACAGUGAUACGACGCCCUGCGGCAUACCAAAAGUGCCCAUCGCCCAUAGAGAUCUGAAGAGCAGCAACAUUGUGUUAAAGAACCAAAACGAAUGCGUGCUCUGUGAUUUCGGACUGGCUCUGAGACUUGACCUGUCUCUUACUGUAGAUGAUUUCGCCAACAGUGGACAGGUGGGAACUGCCCGCUAUAUGGCCCCUGAAGUUCUGGAGUCCAGGGUGAAUCUCGAGGACCUGGAGUCCUUUAAACAGAUUGAUAUCUACUCCAUGGCUCUAGUGAUGUGGGAAAUUGUCUCUAGGUGUGACGUCAUAGGAGAGGUAAAGAGCUACGAACCCCCAUUUGGCUCCAAAGUGUGUGAGCAGCCGUGUGUGGACAGCAUGAGAGACCUGGUGUUAAGAGACAGAGGAAGACCAGAUAUUCCAGACAGCUGGACCACACAUUCAGGCAUGCAGCUGUUGUGCGCGACUAUAACAGAGUGCUGGGAUCACGACCCGGAGGCUCGACUGACUGCUCACUGCGUAGUGGAGCGCUUUAACACUCUGGCACAGGAAGAGCCAGAGAACUCCAUCUGCACUCACACGCCCACAACACCACCUACAGAAGACCAAAGCCCAACCCUGCCCUGCACGGAUCACAGCGCUGACAUCUGUCCGCAUGUUACAGCUGACACCGUUUCCUCCAGACAACCCAGUCAAAUGUGACCCAUCUGGAAAAAUCAGACUUGUUCUUGUAACGCAUAUCGAUUCAUUACAUGGAGCUGGUCUCCGUUUUUCUUUAAACGCUAAUCUAAACUGAAGGACAAAAGAAGAGGUUUUUCAUUUGAAAAUGCUGUCGUUUUAUUGGGUAAUGUUGUAAAGCGGUUGUACAUUUCUACUUAAAGGGAUAGUUCAGUCAAAUUUAAUGUACUCAUCCUUCACUUGUUUAAAACACAUUUAAGCUUCUUUUUGUGAUGAACACAAUAUUAAAGGUUUAAAGCCACAUAAAGGGAGUUUUUGAGUGAACUAUCCUUUAAGGUAAGACACUGCAGGGUAAAAAAAAAACAUUAUAAUCCUCAUACACAUUUAAUAGAUUACAUUAAGAUCUCAAAGCAUUUUUUGUAUUACGUUUUCUAAAAUGUAAUAAUUAAAUAAGCAAUUUUUUCAUAACACAACUCAGAACAUUUGAUGAAGCUAGGUUCAAAAUUCCUCUUUUAUCAUUUUUUUUUACUAUUACUACAUAUUAGGGUCAAAGGUUUCACACACUGUAUAUACACAAUAUAUAUAUAUAUAUAUAUAUAUGGGUACAACUUAGUAGUACCGGGUUGGAGCCCCUUUUGCAUUUAGAACUGCCUUAAUCCUUCGAGGCAUAGAUUCAACAAGGUACUGGAAAUAUUCCUCAGAAAUUUUGGUCAAUAUUGACAUGUUAGCAUCACGCAGUUGCUGCAGAUUUAUCAGCUGCACAUGAUGUGAAUCUCCUGUUCCACCACAUCCCAAAGGUGCUCUAUUGGAUUGAGCUCUGAUGAUUGUGGAGGCCAUUGGAGUACAGUGAGUUCAUUGUCAGGCUCAAGAAACCUGUCUGAGAGGAUUCACCCUUUAUGGCAUGGAGCGUUAUCCUGCUGGAAGUAGCCAUCAGAAGAUGGGUACGCUGUGGUCAUUAAGGGAUGGACAUGGUCAGCAACAAUACUCAUGUAGGCUGUGGUGUUGGCAUGAUGCUUAAUUGGUACUAAUGGGCCCAUAAUGUGCCAGGAAAAUAUGCCCCACACCAUUACACCACCACUACUAGCCUGAACCAUUAAUACAAGACAGGAUGGAUCCAUGCUUUCACGGUGUUGAUGCAAAAUUCUGACCCUACCAUUCGAAUGUCGCAACAGAAAUCAAGACUCAUCAGACCAGGCAAGGUUUUUUUUUUUUUCAAUCUUCUAUUGUCCAAUUUUGGUGAGCCUGUGUGAAUUGUAGCCUCAGUUUCCUGUUCUUAGUUGACAGGAGUGGCACCCGGUGUGGUCUUCUGCUACUGUAGCCCAUCCGCCUCAAGGUUCGACCUGUUGUGCAUUUAGAGAUGCUCUUCUGCAUACCUCGGUUGUAACGAGUGGCUAUUUGAGUUACUGUUGCCUUUCUAUCCACCAUUCUUCUCUGAGAUCUGGCAUCAACAAGGCAUUUGCACCCACAGAUCUGCUGCUCACUGGACCUUUUCUCUUUUCCGGACCAUUCUCUGUAAACCCUAAAGAUUGUUGUGCGUGAAAAUCCCAGUAGAUCAGUAGUUUCUGAAAUACUCAAGCACCAACAAACAUACCACGUUCAAAGUCACUUGAAUCACCUUUCUUCCUCAUUCUGAUGUUCGGUUUGAACAUCAGCAGAUUGUCUUGACCAUGUCUACAUGCCUAAAUGCAUUGAGUUGCCGCCAUGUGAUUGGCUAAUUAGAAAUAUGUGUUAAUAAGCAGUUGGACAUGUGUACCUAAUAAAGCGGCCGGUGAGUGUAUAUUAAAAUCAGGCUAAUUAAGUAUGUACAUAUCCCUCAGCAAAAACCUUCAGAACAUAGAUAUGAAUAAACCUGUGAGGGUUAAUUUAAGUGCUGCUGAAGUGGAGAAUUAUGGGAGAAAAAAAAAAACAUUUUGAGAAAAUGUCCUUAUCAA
This is a messenger RNA of Danio aesculapii, 3813 nucleotides long. RefSeq names its product transforming growth factor beta receptor-like (gene tgfbr2l). Gene Ontology annotation, biological process: protein phosphorylation; transforming growth factor beta receptor signaling pathway; heart development. Gene Ontology annotation, cellular component: signaling receptor complex; plasma membrane. Gene Ontology annotation, molecular function: type I transforming growth factor beta receptor binding; SMAD binding; activin receptor activity. The coding region runs from base 146 to 1906 and encodes 586 amino acids. Lineage: Eukaryota; Metazoa; Chordata; Actinopteri; Cypriniformes; Danionidae. The record is from RefSeq and is a predicted model, not a curated record. The transcript has 7 exons.